Molecule: messenger RNA, 1167 nt
Organism: Spizellomyces punctatus DAOM BR117
Lineage: Eukaryota; Fungi; Chytridiomycota; Chytridiomycetes; Spizellomycetales; Spizellomycetaceae
Exons: 10
Coding region: 18-1031 (337 amino acids)
Biological process (GO): mRNA export from nucleus
Cellular component (GO): THO complex part of transcription export complex
Molecular function (GO): protein binding
Source: RefSeq, a predicted model, not a curated record
CUCGACUUUCAAGAAACAUGUCGACGCCGUACCUUGCAAAACUAAAAUCCGUAUUUGCAUCAGCACAUACACGCGAGCUACGCGGGCACAAGCAAAAGGUCCUUACCGUAGGAUGGAACAAUGACGGUCGGAAGCUGGCAUCCGGGUCUGCAGACCAAACAGCGCGAGUAUACACCAGUGUAGAAAGAACGAGUAGCAAAGAUGCCAUCGAACUCAAGGCGCAUACCGGAGACGUCGACCAACUGUGCUGGGAUCCAACGCACCCUGAUCGUCUUGCAACCGCAUCACUGGAUAGUUCGAUUAUGAUCUGGGAUAUCCGAACAGCCGACAAGACCCGCACACAUCCUUAUGCCCGCAAAGUCAGUACAACAGGAGAGAACAUCAACAUCUGUUGGAGUCCUGACGGACGACAUAUAGCUGUUGGUAACAAGGAAGACAUGGUCUCGUUCAUCGAUCCUCGUGGAGGCGGGGACUCAAAGAGUGAAAAGAAAUACAUAUGGCACACAAUCAAAAACGACGUCGAGAUAAACGAAAUCAGUUGGAACUACGCUGGGGACUUAUUCUUUAUGACAACAGGCCAAGGAACGGUCAAAGUCUUGGAAUUCCCCCAGUUCAAGCCGGUGCUGGACCUGACAGCUCACACCGCAAACAUAUAUUGCGUUGAAUUCGAUCCAAGGGGAAAAUACUUUGCAACGGGCAGCGCCGAUGCUCUCAUAUGUUUGUGGGAUAUUGAAGAAUUCAUUUGCGUAAGAACGUUUGGAAAACUCGAGUGGCCCAUCAGAACCAUAAGCUUCAGUUACGAUGGAGAGCUCAUUGCAUCAGGGUCCGAGGACCGAAUAAUAGAUAUUUCGGCGGUGGAAACUGGAGAAAGCGUCCAUACAAUCCAAUGCAAUGCUGCCAUGAACAGUGUUGCAUGGCACCCGACCAAGCACAUACUUGCAUAUGCGGGGGACGACGUGGGUGGUAGAGAUCAUAAAACACCAGAAGGGAAUCUGCGCGUAUUUGGAGUGUCAUCAUCGUCAAGUUCAUAAUAGAUGAAUGCUUGCAUCUUGUUCCUUUUCGAUGACGUUUUUCCAUUCCCAUCAUGCAAUGACCGUUUAAAAUCCCGUAAUAAAAAACAAAACAACGAGGGGGAGCUUUUCAUCCAAUCCGCGCUCCAAGGCUUCC